Molecule: messenger RNA, 333 nt
Organism: Orbilia oligospora ATCC 24927
Lineage: Eukaryota; Fungi; Ascomycota; Orbiliomycetes; Orbiliales; Orbiliaceae
Exons: 2
Coding region: 1-333 (110 amino acids)
Source: RefSeq, a predicted model, not a curated record
AUGGACAAGCAGGAUCCAGAUAGAUCAGCUAUCGAUACUGAGGGUUGCUCGCCUGGGGGCCCGGGUCGUGCUUCUCCCCGGGAGAGAAUUUCCCCGGAGCAGAAAUAUUCCCCACCUCUAGCGACCGAACCAACGCAAACAUUUCACGAGGAUGGUAUGUGCAAGUCUAAGCCGCAAAAGAACUACAACGUUUCCAAGAAUAAUGAUAGAUGGAAGCAGAAGGGCCCCGCAAGGUGGACCAAAGGAAUAAGUGCCAGAAAUCUUUCGAAUUUCGCCCGCGAUGUUAUUUUCGACCAUGAAUUUGAGAUUUUUGACACUAAUGUGGCCGAGUAG